AUGGAGGUCUUCCUCCUCGUGUCGGCCCUCGUGGGCUUCCUGGUACUAAUCUACCGAUAUGCCACCGCUUAUGCGGAUUACUUCGACCAGCGUGGCAUCAAAUACCGGAAACCGACCUUCCUGCUCGGUAACCUGGGUCCAAUCAUAUUUCAACGGACCACCCCGACUGCCAAUCUGACGGAACUCUACCGGCAAUUUUCGGGCGAGAAGGCGUACGGAUUCUUCGAGUUUCGUCGUCCGACGAUUAUUUUGCGUGAUCUGGAGCUAAUCAAGCGGGUAUUUAUCAAAGAUUUCGACCACUUUGUCAACCAUACGGCACCGAUUGACGAACAGAUGGAUUCGAUUCUGGGCAACGGGUUGAUUUCGCUGAAGGGGCAAAAGUGGAAAGAUAUGCGAACGAUGCUGAGUCCAAUGUUUACCGGGAACAAGAUAAGGCAUAUGGUGCCGUUGGUGGGGAAGUGCGCGGAAGAUUUGUGUCGGUUUGUGGACAAGAAACAGAAGGUUGGUGGUGAGAUGGUGGAAUGGGACGUGAGGGAACUGUUGGCGAAGUGUUUGGUUGAAGUGAUUGGUUCGUGUGCCUUCGGGAUCGAAGUGGAUUCGUUCGAUGAUCCGGACAAUGAGUUUGACCGGGCGGCGAAGUAUCUGAUGAGUCAGUCGGAUAUUCGAAAGGUGGUGCGGUUCUUGCUGAUAAUGGUACUGCCGAAGGUUUGCAAAUUGUUUGGCAUGGAACUGUUCGACGAGAAGUAUAAGCGACUGUUUCGUCGAUUAGUUAGCGAAACAAUGAAGGCUCGCGAACGAGAUGGGACCAGUCGACCAGAUUUGGUGCAGUUGCUGAUGCAAGCCAAACGUGGCAAGCUGUCGGUGGAGAAUGACACCGCGGAAGAUUCCUUUUCAGCGGCAAAGGAUCAUUUUGAGUCUGGCUCAGGCACUGCCAAAUCUAAUUGGAGCGACGAAGAGUUGACGGCGCAAGCCGUACUGUUCUUUGCUGCCGGUUUCGAUACCACUUCAACACUGCUUAGUUUCACAUUGGUAGAACUUGCCCUAAGCCCGGAAAUACAAGAUCGAUUGAUCGCUGAAAUCGAUUCCGUUGAUGAACCAUUCACGGAAGUAACCUACGAGCAGAUCCAAAAGCUUCGCUACUUGGACGCAGUAAUAUCCGAGUCCCUAAGAAAAUGGCCACCACUACCGGCUACCGAUCGAAAAUGCGUUAAAGAUUACGUACUGAACAAUCCAGAAGAUGAUAGUCCAAUGUUCGAAAUCGAGCAAGAUCGAACAGUGUGGAUCCCAAUCUACUGUUUCCACCACGAUCCGAAGUAUUUCCCAAAUCCUGAACGAUUUGACCCAGAGCGCUUCAACGACAGCAAUCGACAGCAGCUGAAUCAGGCAGCCUACAUGCCGUUCGGUGUUGGACCUCGGAACUGCAUCGGUUCCCGUUUCGCACUGAUGUCAGCCAAGAUGAUUCUCUUCCGAUUGCUUCAGAGCUACCGAGUGGAUGUCUGUCCGAAAACUGAUACCAAGAUGGAACUUUCCAAAACCAAAAUGAAUAUGACGAUGGACAAGGGUCAUUGGGUUUACUUGCAAAACAGAAAGUGAAAAUUUUUGA
Molecule: messenger RNA, 1603 nt
Organism: Ochlerotatus camptorhynchus
Lineage: Eukaryota; Metazoa; Arthropoda; Insecta; Diptera; Culicidae
Product: cytochrome P450 9e2-like
Exons: 1
Coding region: 1-1593 (530 amino acids)
Molecular function (GO): iron ion binding; monooxygenase activity; oxidoreductase activity, acting on paired donors, with incorporation or reduction of molecular oxygen
Source: RefSeq, a predicted model, not a curated record